AUGUCGAAAUCCUUCACAACCGCCGAGGUGGCCCAGCACAACACGGCCGACAAUGGCAUCUACAUCAUCAUAGACUCGAGCGUAUACGACGUGACACAAUUUGCAGAUGAGCAUCCUGGCGGCGCGAAGAUCCUAAAACGGGUUGGGGGCAAGGAUGCGUCGAAGCAGUUUUGGAAGUAUCACAACGAGUCCGUGCUGAAGAAGUACGGCGGCAAACUGAAAAUUGGCGAGGUCAAGGAGGCCGCGAAACUAUAA
Messenger RNA from Paracoccidioides brasiliensis Pb18, 255 nucleotides. RefSeq lists its product as uncharacterized. Gene Ontology annotation, molecular function: heme binding. Bases 1 to 255 code for a protein of 84 amino acids. Gene Ontology annotation, cellular component: intracellular membrane-bounded organelle; membrane. The record is from RefSeq and is a predicted model, not a curated record. The transcript is spliced from 2 exons.